Molecule: messenger RNA, 759 nt
Organism: Ruditapes philippinarum (Manila clam)
Lineage: Eukaryota; Metazoa; Mollusca; Bivalvia; Venerida; Veneridae
Exons: 2
Coding region: 221-691 (156 amino acids)
Cellular component (GO): cell periphery
Source: RefSeq, a predicted model, not a curated record
AUGUAUUAAGUGUUCAAAGAAUAACACAAUGGGAAACUAAUUUCUACUUAAAAUGGAUACAAGGUUCGAAGAAUUAUGAAUAACAAUUUUCAAUCAACUAAAUAAUUCAACCAUAUAAACUAUUUAAUGUUUGAAUCCUGUAUGGAGCACUGAUUGAAUAAAUUUGAUUUGAUUUAAUUUAAAUAAAAACCGGGAAUAUUUUGAUAAUUUGGAUGUAGUUAUGGAGUUAAAUACUCAUUACGGGGAUUCAGACACAGCAAAAGAAAUUUAUACUGAGCUUGCGUCGGGAGAUAAUAGGACUGAACAAGGCAGAAUUUACGAUACUCUUCAACAUGGUACAGGAGAGCUUGCAGAUAAAACUACACCUUCAGCCAAGAAGUGUGCAUGGUGUACCCUCGUACAUGUCGUACAUUCAAUUUUAAUUGGACUGUUGAUUAUUGCAGUAUCUGUUUCUUUAUACAUGAGUACAAACGUUUCAAAAGGGGCAACGGUAACUGGUAUUUGGACAAACUGGUCAGACUGGUCGCCUUGUAACGCCAAAUGUGGACAAGGAUUCAAAUGGAGGAUUCGAUCAUGCACAAUCGUUUCGCCGGAAGAUAUUGGCUUUGACUGUAACGGUAAUGGUACAGAAACAGUUCAGUGUCAAAACAGCGAGUGCUCUGGUAAGUCGCCUAAUACAAUGAUUAUCUAAUUGUGUGAAAAUGAUAAACAAAUUGAUAAUUACAAGUGAUAAUUACAUGUGAAACAUUGGCGUUGAAU